This is a messenger RNA of Colletotrichum fioriniae, 297 nucleotides long. RefSeq lists its product as uncharacterized. Gene Ontology annotation, cellular component: central plaque of spindle pole body. Gene Ontology annotation, molecular function: calcium ion binding; enzyme regulator activity. Lineage: Eukaryota; Fungi; Ascomycota; Sordariomycetes; Glomerellales; Glomerellaceae. Gene Ontology annotation, biological process: spindle pole body organization. The record is from RefSeq and is a predicted model, not a curated record.
AUGGUCAACGAGGUCGACGCCGACAACAACGGCACCAUUGACUUCAACGAGUUCCUUAACUUGAUGGCGCAAAAGGUGCAGGUCGGCGAUGCCGAGGAGGAGCUCAAGAAUGCUUUCAAGGUGUUUGACCGCGACGGCAGCGGCACCAUCUCGGCCGAGGAGCUGCGCCACGUGCUCACCUCGCUCGGUGAGAACAUGACUGCGGCCGAGAUUGAUGAGAUGAUUCAAAUGGCCGACAAGGAUGGCGAUGGAUCAAUUGACUACGACGAGUUUGCCUCGAUCAUGAUGAGAGAGUAA